This is a messenger RNA of Pipistrellus kuhlii (Kuhl's pipistrelle), 3485 nucleotides long. It is a transcript of the gene CDC14A, whose product is annotated as cell division cycle 14A. The transcript is spliced from 16 exons. Bases 48 to 1829 code for a protein of 593 amino acids. The record is from RefSeq and is a predicted model, not a curated record. Lineage: Eukaryota; Metazoa; Chordata; Mammalia; Chiroptera; Vespertilionidae. Gene Ontology annotation, cellular component: nucleolus; centrosome; mitotic spindle. Gene Ontology annotation, biological process: protein dephosphorylation; microtubule cytoskeleton organization; positive regulation of cytokinesis. Gene Ontology annotation, molecular function: protein tyrosine/serine/threonine phosphatase activity; protein serine/threonine phosphatase activity.
CGCCCCCCGGCGCCCGCCCCCGGGGCCCCGCGCGCCUCCCGCCUAAGAUGGCAGCGGAGCCCGGGGACCUGCGCGGGGCGAGCGAGCUGGUGCCAGAUCGUUUAUAUUUUGCUACUUUAAGGAAUAGACCCAAAAGCACAGUUCAUAUCCACUAUUUCUCCAUCGACGAGGAGCUGGUCUAUGAAAACUUCUAUGCAGAUUUCGGACCCCUGAACCUGGCCAUGGUGUACAGAUACUGCUGCAAGCUGAACAAGAAGCUGAAGUCCUACAGUUUGUCAAGAAAGAAAAUAGUGCAUUACACCUGCUUUGACCAGCGGAAAAGAGCAAACGCAGCAUUCCUGAUCGGUGCCUACGCCGUCAUCUACCUGAAGAAGACUCCGGAAGAGGCCUACAGGGCGCUCCUGUCCGGCUCCAACCCCCCCUACCUUCCAUUCAGGGACGCUUCCUUCGGAAACUGCACGUACAACCUCACCAUCCUCGACUGCCUGCAGGGAAUCAGAAAGGGAUUGCAACACGGAUUCUUCGACUUCGAGACGUUCGACGUGGACGAGUAUGAGCACUAUGAGCGCGUGGAGAACGGGGACUUCAACUGGAUCGUCCCCGGGAAGUUCUUGGCAUUCAGUGGACCACACCCCAAAAGCAAGAUUGAAAAUGGGUACCCCCUCCACGCCCCGGAGGCCUACUUCCCCUACUUCAAGAAGCACAACGUGACGGCCGUGGUGAGGCUGAACAAGAAGAUCUACGAGGCCCGGCGCUUCACCGACGCCGGCUUCGAGCACUACGACCUGUUCUUCACCGACGGCAGCACGCCCAGCGACAGCAUCCUGCGCCGCUUCCUGAGCAUCUGCGAGAGCACCGAGGGCGCCAUCGCCGUGCACUGCAAAGCCGGGCUGGGCAGGACGGGGACGCUGAUCGGCUGCUACGUCAUGAAGCACUACCGGUUCACGCACGCCGAGGUCAUCUCCUGGAUCCGAAUAUGCCGGCCCGGCUCCAUCAUCGGGCCCCAGCAGCACUUCCUGGAGGAAAAGCAAGCGUCGCUAUGGGUCCAAGGAGACAUCUUUCGAUCCAAGUUGAAAAGCAGACCGUCCAGCGAGGAGAGUAUUAAUAAAAUCCUUUCGAGCUUGGAUGACCUGUCCAUCCAUGGAAACGUAUCCAAAACCCAGAACCUGGAGCGGUUCGGAGAGAAUAACCCGGAAGAGGAUGAGGACGUGGAGAUGAAGAACAGCAUCACCCAGGGAGACAAACUACGUGCCUUAAAGAGCCAGCGCCAGCCGCGCUCCUCGCCGCCCUGCGCCUUCCGGUUGGAGGACCUGAAGGGGCCCCCGCGGGCAGUGGUGUCCCAGCCUGUCAGACUGGCCGCCUCCGCACAAGGCUCCGCGUCCACGCUGAAGAUCUGCAAAGUGGCCUCCCCCCCGUCCGCCACCGCCAAGCGCAUCGCCAGGGGCUCCCUGGCCUCGGGCGCCAGUCUGAGAAGCUUCUCGGUGAACUCGCGGCUGGCCAGCUCGCUGGGGAACCUGAGCGUGUCCUCUGAGGACCCCGACGGCCGGCGGGCCUCGCCCUGCAGGUUGGGCUACGCUGCCAGCCCCUUCGCCAACCUCAACGGCAGCUCCACGGCGCCCCCCCGGGCCCACCCCGAGCUCAACAACAACCAGCACGGCCGCAGCCCCCCCGGCAGCCCGCGGGGCCCCCCCAGCGCCAAGACGGGGGAGCCGGGCCCCGGCCCCGCGGCGCCCGGCUCCCGGGCCUCCUGCACCGGCCUGUCCUCCUCCUCGGCCCGCUUCCUGAGCCGGUCCAUCCCCUCCCUCCAGUCUGAGUAUGUCCAUUACUGAGGCCCGCCGUCAGGACCGCUCGCUGCUCUUAGCGCCACCUCUGCACCGGGACCAGGGCCAGCACCGGCUGCGGCACCGGAUACCUCCGCGUCCCCCCGUUAGACGGCCUUCAGGGACCGGCCGGCCCCGCGGCCCAGGCAGACUGCGACGCCGCUCAGGAUGCUUUAACGCGGGCCGGCCACCCGAAGGGCUUUUAACGCCCCGCGGGAUCCUUUUCUUACUGCGUGUAUCUGUACAGCGUCAUGAUGUAUGUAUUAUGAACGUCAAAAAGCCUAUUUUGAUAAAUUUAUAAAUAUAUACAAUGAUGGAAAAGUUAGACUAUAUUUUGACUUAGGUUUUCUUGCUCUUUGCUACCAAAAACACACGUUUGUAUUUUGAAUCUGUGCCGUGUGGUGUGCGGUGUGCUGGCCGCAGCCCUCGGGGCAGGAGCCUGGGGAGGGUGUUCGGAGAGGGACGUGUCCCUGCCCGGAGGCCCUUCCAUCGGGGAAGGGGGUCCGCGGCCCGGGCUGCCCAGGUCUCUCUCCCGAGAGCACUGCUCCUCGGCCCGGCACCGACCUCGCUUCCCCUCCGUUUUGGUUGCUGAGCGGCUCAGCGUCGCCUCCUCGGGCUUUCGGACCCUGAGCCUCACGGCCGGCCGGCUCGCUGGGUGUUGCUCGGAGCGGGCUCCUCCAGGGAUGGGCUCCGGGAUCCUCCAGGAAAGGGCUCCGGGCUCCCGGGCCCCCGGCUCCAGGGCCAGCAGGGCGGCCCGCUGUGGGCGAGGCAGGCUGGCCUGGGCUCGCCCGUGUUCACGCCAGGAAGAGGACAGGGAAGGGAUGCUGCUAGGCGGUCCUCGCCUGUCAGAGAGGAGCCCUGGGCGAGCAGGGGCCUGUGAGGACCCCCGGGCCCCGCCUCGGAGGGCGCGCCUCUGCAGGCCUCGCCCGCCGGGUGAUUUCUGUGUGUGUAUUAGGAGGGGCCUCUAGACCCUUCUACCCACGCUUCAGUGGAGCCUCCCGAUCGUUUUACGUCUUAAACGUUACCUGGUGUUUGAGUGAACGUUUGACUCAGGUGGGUUAGUUAACCUCCAAGAACGACAGUACCAAAUCAUUGCACUAAGUUGAUUUAAAAUAAAGAGAAGGGUAUGUUUUUAGGGAUCACAAAUUGUAUACUUUUUCUAAAGCCGAAAUAGUGAACUAUUUUAUUAUGAGUUAUUGUAAAAAAAAAAAAAAAAAAAAAAAAAAAAGAGAGAGAGAUUGGUGAAAUGUACAGGUGGCAGUAUUUUUUUACAAAGGGAUCAGUGGCCACCAUCCAGGUGACCCUGGAGGAGGGCAGGGAGCCACACAGACUCGCUGGUUCUGUGAACACUAACUCGUGUGCAGCUACGAAAAUGAUUGUAACAGUGACUGCUGUAACUCUCCCAGGCGUGUGCGCGCGCACUCGUCCUAGGUAUCCACAUGUGUACGUCUUAAACAUUAUUUAUACACAUGUGCAUACGUAGGCGAACCGAGAAGAGGAUGUAUAUAAUAAAGUAUAUAGCAAAGUAAAUUCUACUGCAAUAAUGAAAAAUCGUUUGACAUGUAUUUUGUUAUGAAUAGUUUUACUUUCCCAAAGAUGCUCUGUUCUAUUUUGAAGUGUAGGCGGAUACACUGCUACUAAAUAAUAAAAGUUUUAUGCCAUUCA